This is a messenger RNA of Dovyalis caffra, 447 nucleotides long. NCBI's taxonomy places the organism in Eukaryota, Viridiplantae, Streptophyta, Magnoliopsida, Malpighiales, Salicaceae. The record is from the annotation of a GenBank genome assembly.
AUGAAGUCAAAAGCCGGUAGUAGAGAGAACAUUGAAUUGGGAGUUUACAAACUACAGGCAGCCAUCCAGUCGGCCUAUGGGAAACCCGAAGAUGUGAACACUGAGGCCAGAUUUUUCAUUAUUUCCAUCCAAAUGGUUUCAGAGGCAGCAAGAUUCCAAUACAUACUGAAUAAGGUACUCGAAGGAGGCAUAUACGGGAGUUAUGAACCAGAUUAUAAAGCAAUUUCCUUGGAGAACAGUUGGAAGAAGAUCUCUGAUGCCAUUCAAACUGCUGAUCCUUCUGGAAAAUUUCGCUCAAACAUUACUUUAAAGGAUGCAGAGAACAAACAAUGCGUAGUUACGCAAGUGAGUGACAUAGAGAACGACAUGGGACUUUUGAAGUUCUUGGAGACUUCAGCAGGCCAAGCAUCUCAGUUUUCUCAACUUCUGCAAAUGGCAUAUUUCUAA